Molecule: messenger RNA, 936 nt
Organism: Blepharisma stoltei
Lineage: Eukaryota; Ciliophora; Heterotrichea; Heterotrichida; Blepharismidae
Source: the annotation of a GenBank genome assembly
AUGAGAGAAUCACCUAACCACCGUCAUCAUCCCACAAUGAAAUCUCGCCUACACAAAACAUUUUCCCGAGAAGAAUGAGACUUAAUAAUCAAAAGAAAUGAUUUUGACAAUGUUUCCAAGCUUCGACUCCGAGAUAGUCUAAUUCAUGGAGUCCCAGACGAUCUUCGUGGCGAGAUCUGGGCAUAUUUAACCAGAGCUUCUCAAUUAUCCCUUCAAUUUUCAUCAGGGGUGUAUAAUAGACUCUUUGAAAGUAUUGAUCCAAAUAUAGCAAAUGCAAUAGAACGAGAUCUACAUCGGACAUUUCCUGAUCAUUUUUUAUUUUGUGAAAGAGGCGGAGAAGGCCAGAGAGCUUUGUGCAAUAUUUUAUAUGCCUACGCCAAUUAUGACCCAGAGGUCGGGUAUUGCCAAGGAAUGGGAUUUAUUGUGGCCUGCUUAAUUAUGCAAAUUUCAAAUGAAGAAUUGGCUUUUUGGGCUUUUGUGCAAGUCAUGUUCGAGUAUAAUUGAAGACUUAUGUUUACGUAAGAGAUAUGCAGAAAUGGGACACCGAAGCUUAUUAAUAUGAUCAAAAACACAGAAAAAAGUAUAAAAUAUAGAUUCCCAGAAAUUUUGGAGCAUAUCGAAGAAAAUGAGCUGACCUUGGUAUCGUGUUUUGCACAAUAUAUGGUCACAAUAUUUUUAUAUGAUACUCCGCUUGAUAUUUCUGUGAGGAUUAUGGAUUUGUUUUUGCUUGAAGGGGAAAAAUUAAUGCAUAGGCUUUUAUCAAAAAUGCUGGAACUUAAAAGAGAAAAAAUCUUAGAAUUAAACUCAGAGGAACUUUAUCAAUUUUUAAGGAGGAGAAUGGUAAAGGAAUGCUUUGAAGAGUACCAUCUAGGAACACUAUUCACUGCUUUUAGGAAUGAUCAAGAACUUGAACUCAAUGAAAUUGAGCCAGCUUAA